GUGAAGUUCCAUCCGCAGAACUCGCUUAUACUUAACAAGUGGAAGGGCAACGACGACGACACCGCACUCUUGGAUCUCGCGAACUUGUUGCAGGCAAUCGCUAUGUCAAAUGUGACGGACGUGAGGGAGGUGUUGACGUAUUACAGCCAAUUCAACGACCCAAUUGCCGCUUUUAGAGAGAACCAGAGGAAGCUGUUGGAACAGAUGGAGGAGAAAGAGAGGGAAACAAAGAACGCAGAGCAACCGCUCACGAGGAAUUGGUUGAGAAGCUUCACGAGACGCUAGUUCUGUAUUUAGUAUGAAUAGGGAGAGAAUGAAGUCACGUAUAUAAGUGGUAAAUUGUACAAGUCUGCCUCAUUACACAAAUAAUUUAUUACUUUAAAAUAAUAAAAUGAAAGUAAAAAUAAAAAACAAAAAAAAUGUAUUUUGUUUUCGCAAUAAGUAUUAGGACAUAAAUAGCUUCAGGAACUAUGUAGGGUUAUACAUGAAAAUCUUUGAAAAGAAACUAACUCGUAACCUUUUGCUGGUAUAAUAGUUUUUAAUCUGUUUAGAAACAAAUACAAGCUGAUGCUAUGAUGAUGAGUUUUGCCGAGAACUUGACCGGCGGCGGAUUGCUGCUCCUGUAUUAUUGUUUAAAUAAUGGUUUGAAUUGUAUCUUGAUAUAUAAAAGUGGUACGAUUUGAUGAGAACUAUUCGUGGAAACGGUGAUACAAGUGCUCCAAUGGUGAUGUUAAUCACAAGAUAAGGUGCUUGUCUGCUUAGGCGUCUGGAGAUACUAUGGCCAAAUGCCUGCUGGUUCAAGUUUCUAUCAAAAUCUCCCAAAAACUACGCAAUGUGACGCAUUAACAUAAUGUGAAGUAGUGUACUAUAAAGGAUUAUUAUCACUUGAUACUGAGAUAAAUGAACACUUAGCUUAAACGACAGGCAUCCAAACAAAAAAAGCUGCUGCUAUAGUAUGGAUAUGCUUAUCACACCAUAGAACGUUUAUUACACGAAAUUACAAUAAUGUUUUUUUUUUAAUUUAAAAUAAUUUGUUAUAUAAAAACACGAAUGAAAAAUAUUAACUAAUUAGUAAAUUAAUUCCUAGUAUUUAUGAAUUUUCCUAAUAUGUAUGCAAUAUUAAAAUUGAGGCAAUUAAAUAUGUUCAGUAAAUAUCGUUUAGAAGUGUUUAGAGUCCUUUGAGUUAGCUAAGUUGACUUUCUACAAUUCUUAACGCUAAUAGAAAACUUUAAAAUGAUUGGGAAUGACGUAUAUCUCAACGUUAAGUCACGUGUCUUAACUAUCAUUCCAUAUUGUCGCUGCCGGGCCGUUCUUUCGGUGAUACGCUUUCUUUAUAGAAUGGGAGUGACAAACGAGCACACAGUCCACCUGAUGGUAAUAAGAUGCUGUGCCCCAUAGGCAUUUACAUCUGUCCUCGAUUACGAAUCAAAAUGCAGAUGAGUUGUCACCCGUGAAGACUAAGAUGUAAUACCUCGUUUCCAGUAAAAUGGGUCUCCGGUUCUCUACACUCACCAUACAAAACACAGCAGCAUUGAGCUGCUAUUUUACGCUGCUAUUCUGUGAGAGCGUGGGCCUACUUCAGUCGAGCCGAAUUAUUCGUGCUACAAGUAUACUAUAGCCGUAGCGUGGCACUACCACGUACUCAGUAAUGUUCGCGUUAAAUUCGGGUGUUCUUGGCGUUACGCCAAAAUCGGAGUUCGCCACGACUAACGCUAAAGAAAACUAUAAAAAUGAAUGAAAUCAACGCGAAAUCACGUGGACACGUUAACGUUAUUAACUACACUUCCUUAACGUUCAGAAAUGUCAUUCUCAUUCCUUUUUUUAAUAGUUUUCUAUAGAGUUAAUGAUGGCAGGAAGUCAUUUUGGCUAACCCUGUUGAUGACCCUGUAAUCUUAAACUGUAAUCGGUGAUCAACGUUUUCAUGAAAACUGCCAUUAACUAAGCCCACAUUUGAGAAAUCUAUGGCCACUGACCAAAAGACUCAACUGGAAAUCACACUGUAGAAUCAGAUAUGUUAGACUUGACAGAAAGAAUUUGUGUUUAUGCACACUCAUGGGCGUGAAAUUCUACAUAAAAAGAAAACUGUACAGUAUAACUAAAAGAACUAAUGUAUUAUGAAAUAAAAACAAUUUACAAUUUCAUAUUAUUACAAUAAUUAUAGUUUAAGCAUGAUCCAGUAUGUGAGUCCUAAUGAACAUCAUCAUCAUUAUUACAGCCAGUUCUAUGGACUUCACAAGUCCAUAGAACAUAGGUCUCGUCCAAGGAAUGCCAUAAAGAAUGAUCCUGAGCCAUUUGCAUCCAUCGACUUCCUCCAAUCUCUUAAAAGGUCGUCACUCCAUCUAGUGAGGGUCGGCCUACACUUCUCUUACCAGUACGGUGAACAUGUUAAUGACCAGCGAUAUGAACAUUUAAAACAAAUUAACCUGGAUCAUUUAUCUAACAACUAUGGUUUUGGGCGAGUAUGCUCAAACUAUCAAUGUGUAUUGUGUACAUCUCUAGCGCCUAAUCCUAUUAUUGAACGCGACUGGCACGAACAUUGGCGUCUACUUUCUUAUUUUAAGACUGGUUUUCAUUAUUAAAAAUAAAUUUGUUGAUAAAAAAAAUCUUUUUGAUUACGUUACACUGAUACUUUAUUGUAUGUUCCUGCAUUUCUCUUUGACUUUGUGUAAAUAGAAUGGUACUUAAUAGAAUUUGCUAUUCUAAAAUUUUACAUAUUUACCGUAAUUGCUAUACAAAUUCAUUAAAAUGCAGUAUGUUCUAAAAUUUUACCUGCAUUUAUAAUACUCUUUUUACAGAAUAAUCCUGUCUACUUAGUCAAAUGUCUUAUAAAUAAGAGCUGUUAAUUAUAAGACAUUUGGCUAAGUACACAGACUUACAGCUUCUUGUACAAUGAAAUUGAAACAUUGUUAAUUGGAAAAAUAUGUUAAUAACUUGUUAUAUGUUGUGUUUCUGAAUUAAUGUGCAACUAUUAUAGUGACUGGCAGUGUGUCUGCGCGAGUAUGUAUAUGCGAUUUAGUCAUUUUAGUUAGGAAAUAUAGUUGUUUACA
Molecule: messenger RNA, 3047 nt
Organism: Parnassius mnemosyne (clouded apollo)
Lineage: Eukaryota; Metazoa; Arthropoda; Insecta; Lepidoptera; Papilionidae
Source: the annotation of a GenBank genome assembly